UUGGCGACUACUUUGGGCUACCAGCGGCCCCGCCUAACCCAGUCGAGUCGGCCGGCGACGGCAGCCUCCUCUCUCCGCUCGCCGGUCGCCACUGCUUCCGCUUUGCCUCCGGGCUCGUCGGCAUCCACCUCCUCCGGCCGCACGCUCGCGCACCUCACCAGCGUCGCCUCCUGUGACUAGGCGACUCCAGUCUCCACUCGUCACUGCUCCCGCGCCGCCUCCGAUCUCACCGACAUCCAUCCGUCCCGGCCGCACGCCUGUGCACAUCACCAGCGUCGCCUCCGUGACAAAAUGUGACGCCUGCCCUCAGUGAUGCCGCAGAAGUUGCGCGUUGCCGCAUCCAGUGAUGGUGUGCUGCCUGAAGACAUGCUGCUUCAAAUCCUUGUGCGCCUCCCGGCAAAGACGGUAUGCCUCUUCCGAGCGGUCUGCCGAUCCUGGAGGUCCCUCCUCUCAGAUCUGCUCUUUGUUGCAGCGCACAAGUCCCACCACUCUGGGCCACUAAUCGCCACAUGUAGUAGAUUGUAUGGAAGCGGCACCAUUGACAUUCUGGACUUGUCUGGCUCUGUUGUUAAACGGAUAGCCACCAGCAUGGCUGCUCCCAGGUUGGUGCGCACAUGCCGCUUGGACCUUAUAUGUGUCACCGGAAGUAACCACUUUGCGGCCUGCCAUGUGAUCAACCCUGCCACAGGGGAUACGUUUGCAUUGCCCAUUCACCGUGCAAAGGAGCAUGCACAUGUGGAACAUUUCUUCCCAGUAUCAUUUGACUUUGGACAGGUUGGCUCCACGGGAGAGUACAAGGCUAUACGCUGUGUCAGUAUCGACAAUUCCGAUAGCGAGUCGAGCCCGAUGGUCUGUGAGGUCAUCACCCUUGAUGAUGGUCGCCACGCAAGAUGGAGGGGCAAACAGGGCCCUCCGGCCCCUAUCGCAAGUAAGCGUGACAAAAGUGUCACUGUCAAAGGAGUUGUCUACUUCUUGCUGGAAUUUUGACGUCCCACAUUUUCUGGCGACCAUGUCGAACCGGGUAGCAUGGCUUUGUUCAACCUUGAGACAGAGGAGUGGAUGGGGAUUGUCAAAGGUCCAAUGUCAGUGCGCAGCUUUGUUGAGGAUAGCAAUGGCAGGUCCAGUUACGUUAGUCUAGACUUGGAGCUAUCACUGGUAUGUUUGGAUGGGUUCUUAGGUAAGGCCCACGAUUCUGAAUAUUGCCCUUGGGACUUAUGGUUUUUGAUGGAUAUUGAGAAAUGUCUCUGGAAUAAAAGGUACAGCAUAGAUCCCCAACGUGAAAAUCUCUUUGCUCAACCAGUGGACAUUCUAAAUGAUGGGAGGAUAGUCAUCUCUGCACCAGGAUUGCUAAGGUUGUAUAAUCCAGUUACCAAGACUUACACUGAUUGUGGGAUGAGGAAAUCCUCAUCUGUUGGUACUUACACUGGAAGUCUAUUGUCUUCAGAGAGCACGUUCACUUCUGAGGCUGAACGAUGCACUACCUGCGGCUGCUAUUUCACCCUCGAAGCCGAUAAAUAUUCUGACACCUGUGAAGAUUGUAUGUGGCGUGCAUAUGCAUGGUCAUGUUGAACUUCCCGGGCAUCUUUUCGCCAUGGCCCAUAUUGGCUCUAGGUGUGUAUGCACUAUGCAGCGCACACCAUUUUUGCAUUUGGAAGGCGGUGGUGAACUGGGCAUCCAUUGGUUUUUACCAACUGCCAAUAGACAAUUUCAAGUAUGAUUCAACAAAUUUAGUUUUCAAAUGCUUCCCUGGUUGGAUUUUGGAGAACGCUGUUGCGAGUCUUUUCUUGAUGGAGCUUGUUUUGAAACAUAUGUUAGGUACGGAAGAAAAUAUGCUUCAUCUUGUGAUUUCCUGAUGCAGUAUAUGGAUUUACCAUUGUGGACCUAGAAAAGAGUGAAGCCUUGUGGAACAAAAAAUCUGGAACCUGUGGCAAGAAAUCUGGCGCUGCUCUCUUCCAAGCGUGAGCCUAGCGUCGCCUAUAACGGGCGGAACAAGCCGAUCUAGCCGGCCGCACAAGUCAGGAUUUUGUUGUUUGUUUUUGACAUUGUUCCAAAGUAGUGUACGGACUAGUGGAAAAUACCGUGAUGAACCUGAUAUGGGAUUUUUUUUU
Messenger RNA from Triticum dicoccoides, 2108 nucleotides. RefSeq lists its product as uncharacterized. The transcript has 3 exons. Lineage: Eukaryota; Viridiplantae; Streptophyta; Magnoliopsida; Poales; Poaceae. The coding region runs from base 1027 to 1569 and encodes 180 amino acids. The record is from RefSeq and is a predicted model, not a curated record.